AUGACUGUGCAUUCGCCGGCAGCGGUCCUUUUGGCUGUCGCUACGGGCGCCUUGGUCUUGGCUGUAUGCUGUGAUGUGGCCGUGGCCGAAAUUCCGGAGUAUGAUCUGAACUUCAACAUCACAAAGGGUGAGGGAACUGUGAAAGUAUUCGUGAGCCCAGAUGAGCUCGAGACAAUGAUGGAGUCUGAGAAGGGCGUCACUUUGUUGGACGCAAGGGAGGCGCCGGGUCCCUUGGCGGUGCUUGCAAAUCGCAGGACGGAGUCCAUUCCUGGUUCAUACCAUGCACAUUGGACGGAUUUCAUUGUUGAAGGCACCCGAGACACCCUCCAGUCUGUUGAAGAACUGGAGGGACUGUUUCGUGAGCGCGGCGUGUCCAACGAUGUUCCUGUGGUGGUAUACGGUGUGUGGACUGAGGGCUGGGGUGAGGAAGGGAGAAUCUUCUGGCAACUGCACUGGCUUGGCCACCAACAAGCUUAUAUUCUGUACGGCGGUGUUUUUGCAUGGAAUACCAGUGACCACGAGGGGAGGGGUCGCACUGCAGAUGGGGACUUUGUGGCCAAGCCAAUAGACGAUCGGAUAAUUGACGCUGACCAGCUGAAGAAAAGGUUGGACACUGAGCCACAAAACCUGGUGGUUCUGGACGCAAGAACAAUAGCAGAGUAUGAAGGUGCACAACUGUACGGUGAAGAGCGUGGAGGGCACGUGCCGGGAGCUGUUCAGUUUGAGUGGAAACGUGUCUUUGCUGAGGAUGGCAGUGGGAACCUGAAGAACUCUUCCAAGCUCAAGGAAGAACUCAUGGAAAUCGGUGUUGCAGACGAUGUGGCGAUUGUGACAUAUUGCACUGGCGGCAUCCGAUCUUCCUUUCUCUAUUCUGUGCUGACAUGGUUGGGGUAUGAGGAUGUUACCAACUAUGCAGCAUCGUGGUGGGAUUGGGCAAGCAGGGAAGAUCUGCCCAUCUCUGAUUAG
This is a messenger RNA of Ostreobium quekettii, 966 nucleotides long. Lineage: Eukaryota; Viridiplantae; Chlorophyta; Ulvophyceae; Bryopsidales; Ostreobiaceae. The record is from the annotation of a GenBank genome assembly.